AUGUACUUUGCAAACCUUAAAAGGCUAUUGGAAGGCUGGCUGCUCUGCCUUUCCAAGACUCUGCUUUUUAUCAAGAGCACCGAGGACCAGGAGGAAGGAAUGAUUUCUGGGGUCCUGCCCAUCAGGGCUCAGGAAUCGGUGACGUUCCAGGAUGUGUCCGUGGACUUCACCCAGGAGGAGUGGAGAAGGCUGGACCCCGCCCAGAGGACCCUGUACAGGGAGGUGAUGCUGGAGACCUUCGAGAACUUGGUCUCUCUGGGGCUUCAAGUUUCCAAACCAGAUGUUAUCUCCCAGCUGGAGAGAGGUCGAGACCCAUGGACGCCAGAGGGAGAUGUCUCGAGAGGCGUCCGGACAGAUUCCCUUCAUCAUUAUGCUAAGUGUGAAAUCCAGGGUUCUACUCCAAUGCACAGCAUUCCCAUGGGAGCUCCAUUACAGCAAAGCUUACUAAAGGAUGGUCCCUGGUAUUCCAAGAUAGGAAAAGCUGGGGAGUGGAGUGUCAGGUUACAGAGACAGAAGGCUAAACAGGAGAAACAAUUCAAACAAGUAACAGUUACUCAUAGAAAAUCUUUGAAUAAGGUGAGUGUCCCAGAAUGCAAUACAUUUGGAAGAAGUUUUAAUCUGGGAUCAAUCUUUGUUUUACAGCCAAAAGUUCCUAUGGGAAAAAGCCUUCAUAAAUAUGAUACACCUGGAAAGAACAUAAAACCCUUUUCAGACUUAAUUAAGCGUAAUAGGAUCUCCUUAGGGAGUAAACUUUACAAGUAUAAUAAAUGCAGGAAGCCCUUCAGUUACCACUCCGACCUCAUUCAGUUUCGUAGACUCCAUUCUGGAGAAAAGCUGUAUGAAUGUAAUGAAUGUGGCAAAACCUUCAGCAGAAGGUCAUAUCUGACUCAGCAUCAGAGCAUUCAUACUGGAGAGAAGCCUCACAAGUGUGAUGCAUGUGGGAAAGCCUUCAGUCGGUGGGGAAGCCUUACAGAACACCAGAGAAUUCAUACCGGAGAGAAGCCCUAUCAAUGUAACGAGUGUGGGAAAGCCUUCAGUCAGAGGGGACAUCUGAUUAAACACCAGAGGAUUCACACGGGUGAGAAACCUUUUCAGUGCAAUGAAUGCGGCAAAGCCUUCACCCAGAGAGGACAUCUCAUUGACCAUCAGAGAACUCACACUGGGGAGAAGCCUUAUCAGUGUAAUGAAUGUGGGAAAGCCUUCAGUACAUGUUCUUCCUUUAUUAAGCACAAGAGAAUCCACAUUGUAGAGAUACCCCCUACCCAGUGUGAGAAGGCUCUCAAUCAGUGGGGAAGCCUGACUGAACAUCAAAGGAUUCAUAUGGGGUCAAAGCCCUUUGAGUGUGAUGACUGUGGGAAAACAUUUAGUCAGAGGGGAAACCUUAACAAACACAGGAGAAUUCACACUGGAGAGAAACCCUUUGCAUGCAACGAAUGUGGCAGAGCCUUUAGCCAGAGCGGACACCUUACUGAACAUAAGAGAAUUCAUACUGGAGAAAAACCCUAUCAGUGUAAUGAAUGUGGGAAAGCUUUCAGGCAAAAUUCAAACCUUACUCUGCAUCAGAGAAUUCACACUGGAGAGAAACCCUUUAAAUGUAAUGAAUGUGGGAAAACCUUUAGCCAUAGGACAUCUCUUAUUUAUCAUCAGAGAAUCCAUUCAGGAGAGAAGCCCUAUGAAUGCAGUGAAUGUGGGAAAGCUUUCAACCAGAGGGGAAAACUGACUGAACAUCAGAGAAUUCACACUGGAGAGAAACCUUUUGAAUGUAAGGAAUGUGGGAAAGCCUUCAGCCACAGGGGGAACUUUACUGAACAUAAAAGGAUUCACACUGGAGAGAAACCAUUUGUGUGCAAUGAAUGUGGGAAAGCCUUCAGCCAUUGGUCAUCCUCGAUUUAUCAUCAGAGAAUUCAUAAUGGAGAGAAGCAAUAUAAAAGUAACAGACGUGGCAAAGCCUUCAGUCAGAGGGGACAUCCUCUUACACAGCAGAGGGUUCACCCUGGAGAGAAACUCCCCAAAUUUCAUGAGUGUGCAAAAGCUUCCAGUGCUGCUGAACCUUUGAAAGUAUCAGGCCAUUCAUACUAAGUUAUAAUGACUAUGGGAAUUCAUUGAGGCAGAUUCAUUUCACCACAGACACUUCAGGCUGGAGAAUUCCUUGAAAAUUGUAAUGAUGUUGGUGAAGUUUCAUAAAGACUUGUCAUCUGUCACAUAUAAGAAAAUUGCAACAUUUGAUGGCUAUUGGUUGGUGCUUUUAGAUGUAAAGAUACUGUCCUUGCUGCAAUGUUUCUCUCUGCUAUCAUUGCAAGGGUGGGAGGUGGGGCACAUCACCUAAGUAAGGUCAGCUUAGGAAGCUGAUGCAGGAUCUGAACCAACUCUUAACCCAUGAGAUUAAAACACAUCAUUUGAUUUUUUUUUUUUGUUCUAAACUUUUAAAUAAGAAACAAAACAUACAUGAAUAUGACAAAAAAAAGUUAAAUUACAGAUUAAGUAAAUUCUAUUAUUUAAAAUUUAUUAAGCAUUUAACAAUUUAUAUUAACUAUGACAAGAUGACAACGCAAGCAUCCCAAUGGCUUCCUGGUCCUCUUCAGAAUGCUUUUUCUUCUGGUGAUUUUACACUGUAUGUUGCUAUUGCUGUUACUUAGAUCAUUUUAGAUCAGUGUUCUUUUCAUUUUUCUUGAUUUUAUUCGAUCUGUAUCACUUUUCAGAAACCUUCUUCAUAGUUCAUUGUAAUCUUUACAUUUAUCCUUACUGGAGGCACACUGGUAUUCCAUUAUAUUCACAUACCCAGAUGUGUUUAACCAUUCCUUCAAUCAUAAACACAUGAUUUUUUUUUUUUCCAGUUUGGGGUUAUUAGGACUAAUUCCCCUAUGAGUGUUUUUAGUAGUUUUUUUCUCUUUUAAAAAAUGUCCUUAGGGAUGGUCUCGUUCUAGAAGUAGAAUCAAUGAGUCAAGGCUAUUAAUACUUUUGUAGUAUUUGAUGUUUGUUUUAUAUUGCUUUCCAGAAAGUUUGGACCAGUGUACAGAUUUGUCACUGUAAUUAUGUGCCUAUUGUGAAUUUCACAGUUACAUCAUUGUUUAAUUUUUAUCAUUUGAUUGAAUUAUCUUUGCAAACUUAAGGAGUAUAAGGUUGUCUUUUGAAAUUGUAUAAUUUAUACAUUCAAUUAGAGGUGGAAUAAAUUUUCAACCCAGAUCAUUGUUAUUUUGCAAAACAAAUCUUUUAAUAUUCAAAGUAAAGGAAUAAAAGAUGGUUGAA
Messenger RNA from Antechinus flavipes (yellow-footed antechinus), 3246 nucleotides. Its product is annotated as zinc finger protein 260-like. Bases 1 to 2079 code for a protein of 692 amino acids. The transcript has 5 exons. NCBI's taxonomy places the organism in Eukaryota, Metazoa, Chordata, Mammalia, Dasyuromorphia, Dasyuridae. Gene Ontology annotation, biological process: regulation of DNA-templated transcription. The record is from RefSeq and is a predicted model, not a curated record.